AAAGCAACAGAUGUAUUGGAAUCGCGGGAAAGGCUAGCGGAAUCCAUUGAACAUAAAUUGAUAAAAGCGUUGUGACGUAAAGCUCACCAUAUUUGGUUCUCGGAAUUAGAGUUUAGACAACAUAUUUACACCUAAAGGCAUUAAAAGUGUUUUAUUUGGUGAAGCUAAUUCAGGAAUAUGUUUUUGUAGUUGAAAACUGAAUUGUUACUUAAGUUGAUUAGUGAAAACAAUAGGAUCUCUACAUCAUUAUUCCACAACAAAAUGGUAGAGAAAUCGCACGUUUCAGUGAAGGAGUUGCCGAUUGGUUUACAAACAACACAUUUGAGUGUAUUCGCCAUCAUUGCCAUAUGUGCAGCUGCCAUGGUAACGCUUCUUCUUGUAACGGCCGUUGCUUAUAAAUGCUAUAGACGCCGUGUCAUGCGCAAUGCGCAGAACAGAUUAUCAUCUGCAAUAAAGAAAGGACUUAAAGAAAGUUCAACGGGAAAGCGAUCGUCCAGAAGCUCGUCUUCAUUAAAAGCUUCCAAAUCCACUAGUCCUAUCACCCCACCAGAGCAUCCAACUGGUCCCGGCGAGAAACUCUCGCCAGGAAGUUUUACCAUGCUUCCAGACAACAUGGAUUCUCCUAGACACAUUGGUGGAAAAACAGAAACGCAUCACCGCAUUGAAUAUGAAAAAGGAGGAGAAACGCCGGAAAAGGAAGAAAAAGAGAGAAUGAUUGAAGCUGAUGUCAAGGAGAAGCAGGAACCAAAAUACCUUGGUGCUUUGAACUUUUCGGUUGAGUAUGACGAGGAGCGCUCGGCGUUGCUUGUGAAUAUUAUGAGUCUAACGGACAUUCCACCACGAGACCCGAGCACGGGUGGCUGUGACCCGUACGUGAAGCUUCAACUUUUGCCCGAAAAGCGGCAUAAAUGUAAAACACGUGUACUGCGGAAAACUUUAAAUCCAGUCUAUGAUGAAACGUUCACUUUCUACGGAAUUGCAAAUAACCAAUUACAGGGCAUAACACUACAUUUUGUGAUUUUGAGCUUUGACCGGUUCUCGAGGGAUGCCAUCAUGGGAGAGGUCCUGUACCCGCUAGAAGUAGAAGAAGUGUGCAAGACAAGACUGACACUGUGUAAAGAAAUCACACCGAGGCAUUUGAAGUUCCGAGUUCAAGGCUGUGGGGAGUUGUUGGUGUCACUGUGUUACCAGCCAGCUGCAAACAGACUGACAGUGGUUGUACUGAAAGCAAGAAACCUUCCGAAAAUGGACCUCACCGGUCUAUCAGAUCCAUAUGUAAAGAUAUACCUGUUAUAUAAUGGACAGAGGAUCGCAAAGAAGAAGACGCACGUAAAAAAGCGCACAUUGAACCCGGUGUUCAAUGAAUCCUUCCUUUUUGAUGUGCCAUAUAACGAGGGAUUACAGAACAUAAGUCUUGAGUUUCUCGUGCUAGACUGGGAUAGGAUGACCAAAAAUGAGGUGGUUGGAAGGUUAGAGAUCGGAACAAGGACACGUGGGGCAGAAUAUCACCACUGGAAUGAGGUUAUGAACUGUCCGAGAAAACAGAUUGCCGAAUGGCACAAAUUAUCCGAGCAAUAGAAAGUGGAUUUUAUAAAUUUGCGAAUGUUAUGUCCUACUUUAAAUAUUCAUUGCCAUGACCGUUUCAACUCUCAUUCGUAAUCUAUAUCAGGUUAGUCUGUGCAUGUAAUAAAUAAGAUAUAUGAAUGCUAUAAUAUAUAACUGAGCGGAGAAGGGUGCUAUCAUAUCUUGCUGGAUAUUGUUACAGCUGCCAAUUAGUGAUGAACAUACAUAAUAUAGAUUGCAACAGAUGUGUAUAUAUAUUUGGUUCCGUCUUGAGUUAUAUCGAAGUGUUUUCGCAUAUGUGACAAAUGCGUAAUUCGUCACGUUGCAAAUGACCACCUUACGGUAGUAAAGACGACAUUUUGAUGAAACGUUUAUAUAAACAGUGUCGUUAUCUUUAAUAAGUUUUGAUAUUUUUCCUUUAUAGAUAUUGAUAUUCUGAACAGGGUUUCAGCUUAAGCAAUAUCAACAGGGGGAAACAUGGUACUGGAUGAUCAUUUUGACCACGAAGACUCACAUCAAAAGAUGUCUAAUUUACAUCGUGCAUGUAUUUUCAAUUAUGCUCGGUUAGAAUUGAUUGUCUUUUUAAAAUUUUUAUUUUAUCAUCUUAUACAGAAUCUGUUUGAAUAUGCUGUAUACAUCAGUCCAAGUAUUGUUUUCCUAGAAGCAAACAUAGUUGUUUUACAUUGAAAUAGAAAGCACUAUUUUCUUAGCUUUAAUUUUUAACAGUUAACUUCUAACCGUGUGAAAAGUGAAGGUUUGUAAGGGAGAUUUAUAUAUAUUGACCCCCGUGAAUGUAAGCAUAUAUCUCUACAUUAAACUGGUGAAACUGAGUGACGUCUGUGUAACAAGUAAAGUGAAAUCAUUAUGUUGUUGACAAAAACAUAUAAUUAUUCAUCUUUAGUUUACUCUGUCUAAGUACCAUUGUAACAAAAUUAAAAAUGUAUGGUAAACAAUAUUCAGGUACGAAUGGCAUCAAUAUUAUGAUGAGCGGGGGCUUGAACUCACCACCGGUUUCGUAGUUGGACAGUGUUACCACUGUUCCACUGUGUCCCGACUCUCGAGCUAAUUUCAAUUGCAUAUAUUACUUAAAUUUGAUACUAGCUAGGAGCAACUUAUAUAUAUAUAUAUAUGGAGGAUGUCCACUGGAGUAAUUCAUUUUGAUAUAUUCGAACUGAAUUUUCUAUUCAAAGUUUUCUUGAAAAGAAUGCUUCAGACACUUUUUAAUUACAUCAUAUCAUUUUAAUGUUGAUAUUUAAGAAGACACAAACGUUUUAUGUUAUAUUUGUUUAUUCUUCUGUUAUGUUAAGUAAACAUUAACAUUCAAGUUUAGAUCCGCAAAGACUUUGAAGUACAGUCUAGGUUGGUCCAGGAAGUUGCUUCGAGCAAAGAAACGAACUGUGGAAGUAUCAAGGUCAAGGUCGACAUUUUGUGAUGUAUCAGUAAAAUGUUACAGUUAAAUAAAAUAAACAGAAAAGAUGCGCACAUUCUAAAACAUCAGUAGUUGUAAAUCUUUUCGAGCUACUUGUAAAUGCUUACUUGUGAAUAAUAUAUAUAUGAUAUUCUUUGAGGAAAAUUACAUAAAUAUGAAAUAAAAUGAUGAAUGUUAUUUGUGUCUUUCUGAAAUAAAGUUACACCAGAUAUACUUCUAAAAGCUUUUGUCCUUUUAUU
Mercenaria mercenaria is the source of this 3231-nucleotide messenger RNA. Its product is annotated as synaptotagmin-4-like. The record is from RefSeq and is a predicted model, not a curated record. The transcript is spliced from 5 exons. Gene Ontology annotation, biological process: regulation of calcium ion-dependent exocytosis; cellular response to calcium ion; regulation of dopamine secretion. Bases 262 to 1578 code for a protein of 438 amino acids. Gene Ontology annotation, cellular component: membrane; synapse; axon. Gene Ontology annotation, molecular function: calcium-dependent phospholipid binding; calcium ion binding; SNARE binding. NCBI's taxonomy places the organism in Eukaryota, Metazoa, Mollusca, Bivalvia, Venerida, Veneridae.